Molecule: messenger RNA, 794 nt
Organism: Medioppia subpectinata
Lineage: Eukaryota; Metazoa; Arthropoda; Arachnida; Sarcoptiformes; Oppiidae
Source: the annotation of a GenBank genome assembly
AUUAUUGCGAACCCGAAUGGAUGGAAGCGGAAGACCCGCUGUUCAUAAUGUAUACCAGUGGAAGUACGGGAAAACCUAAAGGCAUUGUCCACACAAUCGGUGGUUAUCUCCUCUACUCUUACAUAACAUUUAAAUAUCUAUUCAAUUACACCGACGGAGACGUGUUUUUCUCGACCGCAGACUUGGGAUGGAUGGCCGCGCAUACGUUCACUGUUUACGGAUCGCUGGCCAACGGGUGUUCAAUAGUGCUCUUUGAGGGCACUCCCACUCACCCAAACCCGGGCCAUAUCUGGCAUAUAAUAGACAAAUGGAGAGUUAAUAUCUUUAACACUGCGCCCACUCUUAUCCGAUCACUCAUGAAGUUUGGCGACCAAUACGUCAAACAAUACUCUCGACAGACACUGAAAGUGUUGGGAACGGCGGGCGAACCCAUCAAUCCUGAGGCGUGGCUUUGGUUCUGGGAAGUGGUCGGCGAUCGUCGGUGUCCUGUAGUCGACAACUACUGGCAAACAGAGACCGGCGGACCAAUGCUCACGUGCUUACCGGGUGCCACACCAAUGAAGCCCGGAUCAGCUACACUGCCCUUCUUUGGUGUAAUUCCGGCGAUACUGGACUCAGAAGGCAGAGAACUGGAGGGCCCGGCUGUGGGACAGUUGGUUAUGAAGAAUCCGUGGCCGGGAAUCGCGCGAACCAUUGAUGGCAAACACCAAUUGUAUGAAAUGACUUACUUUCAUAAGUUUAGGGGCUAUUACUGUACCGGCGAUGGCGUCCAACGCGACGCCGACGGCUACUAU